AGGAAAGCAAAGGGCUCCUUGCAUCCUCCCCAGUGCAGGUGUCCAGUGAGUCCCAGUGCUGUGGGAAUUUUCCCUCAGAGUGUUCCUGCAGCAGCUCCUCCCAUGCUGGGGCCGCUUCCUAGGAGCUACUGGAAACAGAAGCAACGGGAAACGUUGGCAAACUUUGUGAUUCAUGUCUACGGGAAAAUCCAUUUGAUGAGCAGGUCCAGGUGCCCAGAGCAGGCAGAGCGAUCUUGGAGCCAACCCAGCGUGGAGAGGCACAAAAGGCUCUUCUGAGUGUGGGGGACCGAGGAGUGCCCGUGACUGCCUGAGCCCCGUGCCAGUCCCAGGUGGCAGGCGGUGCCCCACGAGCCCACGGAGCCCAGCAGCUCAGAGAUCUUGUGGAGUCAAUGAGGGACCUGCACAAGUCUAGCGUGCUGGGGAGCAAGCACGGCAGCCUGAUGUCAUGGCGCCCGCAGUACCGCAGCUCCAAAUUCCGCAAUGUCUACGGGAAGGUGGCGAGCAGGGAGCACUGCUUCGAUGGCAUCCCCAUCACCAAGAACGUGCACGACAAUCACUUCUGCGCCGUCAACGCCCGCUUCCUCGCCAUCGUCACCGAGAGUGCCGGCGGCGGCUCCUUCCUCGUCAUCCCACUGGAGCAGACAGGCCGGAUCGAGCCAAACUACCCCAAAGUCUGCGGCCACCAGGGCAAUGUGCUCGACAUCAAGUGGAACCCCUUCAUUGAGAACAUCAUCGCCUCAUGCUCCGAGGACACCUCGGUGCGGAUAUGGGAAAUCCCAGAGGGGGGCCUGAAGAGGAACAUGACGGAGGCGGUGCUGGAGCUGUAUGGGCACAGCCGGCGCGUUGGCUUGGUCGAGUGGCACCCCACCACCAACAACAUCCUCUUCAGUGCUGGCUAUGACUACAAGGUCCUCAUCUGGAACUUGGAUAUCGGGGAGCCUGUCAAGAUGAUCGACUGCCACACGGAUGUCAUCCUGUGCAUGUCCUUCAACACGGAUGGCAGCCUGCUGGCCACCUCCUGCAAGGACAAGAAGCUGCGGGUGGUAGAGCCGCGCUCCGGCCGGGUGCUGCAGGAAGCCAGCUGCAAGAACCACCGUGUCAACCGCGUGGUCUUCCUGGGCAGCACGAAGCGGCUGCUCACCACUGGGGUCUCGCGCUGGAACACACGGCAGAUCGCGCUCUGGGACCAGGAAGAUCUCUCCAUGCCCCUCAUUGAGGAGGAGAUCGAUGGGCUCUCGGGGCUGCUCUUCCCUUUCUACGACGCAGACACUCACAUGCUGUAUUUAGCUGGCAAGGGUGACGGCAACAUUCGGUACUAUGAGAUUGGCUCAGAGAAGCCCUACCUGAGCUACCUGAUGGAGUUUCGCUCCCCUGCCCCGCAGAAAGGACUGGGGGUGAUGCCAAAGCAUGGGCUGGAUGUGUCUGCCUGUGAGGUCUUCCGCUUCUACAAGCUGGUCACCCUGAAGGGGCUCAUCGAGCCCAUCUCCAUGAUCGUGCCAAGGAGGUCCGAGACGUACCAAGAGGACAUUUACCCCAUGACCCCGGGCACGGAGCCGGCCCUCACACCAGACGAGUGGCUGAGCGGGGUGAACAGAGACCCAAUUCUGAUGUCACUGAAGGAGGGCUACAAGAGAACAUCCAAAAUCGUCUUCAAGGCACCAGUGAGAGAGAAGAAGAGCGUGGUGGUGAAUGGCAUUGACCUGCUGGAGAACGUGCCGCCCCGCACCGAGAACGAGCUCCUUCGGAUGUUCUUCCGGCAGCAGGACGAGAUCCGGCGGCUGAAGGACGAGCUCUCGCAGAAAGACAUUCGGAUCCGCCAGCUACAGCUGGAGCUGAAGAAUUUACGCAACAGCCCGAAGAAUAAUUAACUUCCAGGGACGUUUUAUAAAUAAACUCUCUUUGUUUAUACUCGCUCUUUAAUUUUAUUGUAUCCACUUACACAGAAUACGAGCCAGAAGUCAAGUGACCUGCCAAGAGCCCACUGCUAACUGGAAACAAGUCCUCGUUGCCUCGUCUGCACUCAAUGCAGCUCCAGCACAAAGGAGGGGAGCUGGGUGCACCGGCUGCCCUGGAGCUGGCAGAGGGCACCGUGGUUCCUCGCUGUUAAUCUUUUUCCUAUGCAAAACGUGACAGAGAUUCCCUCGGCUGCUAAACUGGAACUGGGUUAGCACAGCGCGGGAGCUGCAAAUGGUGUUUGUGCGCAGCACUUCCUUCAAACGUUGAAAGAAAAACAUUGAGAGCAGUACGGCUGGAUGUCCUAACCACAGAGGUAUUUUUGCUCCUUCCCCUCCACGGAGGGACCUGACCUCCUCCUUUGCCCCUGGACAAGGGCGUGAGGGCACAGCACACCCACGUGUACAAUCACAGGUUGUGAAUUAGGCCUUUAGCGCACACCAAAUACUGCUAGUUCCUCUCUUUUCACUAAAUCAAGUCGCUGAGUCGCCUAGCACUACCUGUGCAAUGGUUUCUCCCUGUUGAUUUUCGUUGUGCCCCAUACCCGACGCUUCCCCGUCUUUACAUUCCAUGUGCUGUCAUUGCCUAUUAUUUAUGCUAUCACGGACUAGUGACAAAAUAAAAUGUUUUCAAGAUAGCAAAA
Molecule: messenger RNA, 2596 nt
Organism: Tympanuchus pallidicinctus (lesser prairie-chicken)
Lineage: Eukaryota; Metazoa; Chordata; Aves; Galliformes; Phasianidae
Gene: CORO2B
Product: coronin 2B
Exons: 14
Coding region: 390-1868 (492 amino acids)
Biological process (GO): actin filament organization
Molecular function (GO): actin filament binding
Source: RefSeq, a predicted model, not a curated record